Messenger RNA from Thlaspi arvense, 1081 nucleotides. Lineage: Eukaryota; Viridiplantae; Streptophyta; Magnoliopsida; Brassicales; Brassicaceae. The record is from the annotation of a GenBank genome assembly.
AUUUCAUCAUUUAUCUUCUAAUUUUGUUUUCUAAAAAAAUGAUAUGAAGGAACCGGACAAUGAUCGAUGGAAUAUCAGCCCUCAAAACUUUAUCUUCGAGUUACGUACUCGAUCCAUAUAUUUAUUAUUUAAACCCGUAGCUGAAAUUCACCGAAGAAAGACAGAGAGGGAAAAAAAAAAAAAAGAAGAAGAAGAAAUGGAUGUCGCCAGAGUGAUCGUGGAUAAACGGUUCUGCGCUCCGUACCCCGUUGAUCUUACGAUAGUGCGGAAGGUGAUGAGGUUAACGGCCGGUAACUUCGUUAUAACGGAUGUGAACGGAGACAUGUUGUUCAAGGUGAAGGACCCGGUGUUUGGUCUUCACGACAAGAGGAUUUUAUUGGAUGGUUCUGGAUCCUCGGUCUUGAAUAUGAGAGAGAAGAUAGUGAGUUUGCAUCACAGGUGGCAAGUAUUUAGAGGAGUGAAUAAAGAACCGGAAGAUCUGUUGUAUACGGUGAAGAGAUCAUCGAUGAUUCAGUUUAAGACAAAACUUGAUGUGUUUUUAAGUCACAAUAAGGAAGAAAAGAGCUGCGAUUUCCGAGUUAAAGGGAGCUGGUCCCAGAGCUCUUGUGUCAUCUACCUAGGUGAAUCUGACACCAUUAUUGCCGAAAUGAACAAGAAUGAUACGUUGAAGAGCGUUUUGUUCGGAAAGGACAAUUUCUCAGUGACGGUUUAUCCAAAUGUAGAUUAUGCUUUCAUUGCCUCUCUCAUCGUCAUUCUCGAUGAUGUAGACCGAGACGCCGCUGCCAUCGCUUCCACCGCUUCCAACCUCGCUGGUUUCAUCUGAUGCUCACGUGCAAUGCUCUCUUUUUGAGUUUCUAGUUUAUCAUAUAGCACCAUCCUUGAUGGAGGUGCUUCUCACGCUCACUAUAUUACAUCUGCUUUUGGAUUAAGUAUUUCUAAAUUGUUGCGCUUUAGAAUGUAUCCUUGUCGUGUCAUCUUUUUCUUAAUUGUAAAAUAAUUAAAUUUUCUAUUUUUUACUUAAUUAAUACAAUAUUUUAUUUGAUACUAGUUGGUUUACUUGCGAAUGUGUCAUUCAUUUUUA